This is a messenger RNA of Serendipita indica DSM 11827, 2352 nucleotides long. NCBI's taxonomy places the organism in Eukaryota, Fungi, Basidiomycota, Agaricomycetes, Sebacinales, Serendipitaceae. The record is from the annotation of a GenBank genome assembly.
AUGCUCCCGCUCCAGCAGCAGAUGCCGCUGGGCAAUGCUCAGCCACAGAUUCCACCUCCUCCGCCCCAGCAGCAGAUUCCAAACCCAAACGAGCUUUCGCUUGCGGGCGUUCUCCACUUUCUCCAGACGGAAUGGCGGCGAUAUGAGCGCGAACGCAACGAGUGGGAGAUUGAGCGAGCAGAGAUGCGUGCCCGCAUUGCGCUCCUCGAGGGCGAGCGACGGUCAUUUGAAAACAUUAAAAUAGACCUUCUUAGACGCGUAAAGAUGAUGGAAUACGCCCUACGAGUCGAACGGUCGAAACAACUGCAGCAAGGAGGAGCCUCUGCACCAUCAGGAAAGCCUCCGUCCGUCAAGGAUGAGCCUCAGCAUGAUGCUGUUGCACAUCUCAAGGAAGGCAGCGGCUCAAACUCUCCCCACAGCGAAGAUGUCGCUCUUCCCAAUGACGCCCGUCUCUCGAUAGGUUCUAACCCAAAUACCAACGCCGCUGCGCCGAAACCCGCAAACCAGGGAUCAAAAGACUGGGCAGCAAACGUCAAUGCUGCGUCAAAUAAUAUUGCGCUUGGGAAGCCACCUCCGGGUAGGGAUGCUCGUUCACGUGCCCGGGCCAGAGACUAUCUCAAGCAAUGCCUGCUCGAAGUCUCGUAUCUUACCUCGCCACAAGCCAUGAACCCCCUUCCGAACCGGCCACUCCUCAACAACGUGAACAAUAACCCGAAUCCUGCUGCUGGCGCCCCUAUGCAAGGCGGCGCUACCGCUGGUGCCCCUAUGCAGACCGGCCCUGCUAUUCCAAUCCUUCCCAACUUUGGUGGUGAUAAUGGGAUGAAUGGACGCCAAAAGAAAGGAUUCCCAGAGCCUAUGAAUAAGGACUUCCCUCUCGUCAACGGUGGGAUGCCAGCCAUGGGGGCCAACGACAAACCCAACCUCUUUUCUUCUGGAAUAACAACGCUUCAAAGCGGGUCUACGGUCACUGGAACGAUGAUGGGUCCCACCGAGACGCGUCCUGGUGACGCAGUCACGCAAAUCGUCACAAAUACGGCACCACGAGAAGGCUCGCAGCAAGAUGAAGAGCCUACGCAGCUGACAGCUAUAUUCCGUCCCGAUGAUACGGGUGCGUGGCGUGAAAAGCUGAGACAGGCAAAGGAAGAGGCCGCAAUGCGCCAGAACCAGAUGGGUGGUGGUGGUUAUCUCGGCGGAGUCACUAGUACAAUGUCUGCAAUGGGAGGUCACAGCCUCGGUACAUCCGGAUGGGACCUUGGUUUGGGCCCGGACGAUGGCUCUGGCAUCCCCGGCGCUUCCAUUGAAGAUGAAGACGAGGAGGAUGCAGCCUCUUUGGCGGAAGAUAAUGGCAAAAAGUUUAGGGUGCGAAAGACGUUGAGAAACCAUCUCGACGCUGUACGAGCGCUUGCCUUCCAUCCAAAGGAGAUGAUCCUCGCGACUGGAGGUGAUGAUUUGACUGUCAAGAUAUGGCGAAUGGAUGCCGCUCAGCUGGCGUCAGCAAGCGCUGGUCGGACCGUCGAACUCGAGCCCCAGGUCACACUACGCGGUCACUCUGCAUCUAUCACCAGCCUUGCUGUCGCUCCGCAUCAUGGUAUCGUCUACUCUGCGUCUCUCGACUCGACUAUCAGAGUUUGGGCGAUACCGCCUCCACAGCAUACAACGUAUUCCCCAUACGAGGCGGCGACAUCGCAAGGGGAGCUCGUGGGCCAUACCGAUGCCGUUUGGGGAAUUGCACUUUUGCGCGAAGGCAGCAUCCUGGUCAGCUGCGGUGCAGACGGAAUGGUCAAAGUCUGGGAUGUCGGCACAAGCCGCCCAGGCUCGUUGCGUCUGAGCUGGGGAUACGGCGGCGUUGGCGUUGAUGUCGCCUCUGGAUCGGCAGAGACGGAUGUCAUUGGUGCGACAGCGGUAGAAGCCAUCAAGACCAAUCUCAAAUGGGUUGCCGUUGCGUAUCGAAACGGGAUUGUCAAGAUUUUCGAGGUGGAGACUGGAAAGGAGGUUGCGGCGCUCGAGAGCGAGACCAAAGAAGUGUCGGUGGUCAACGCUGUUGUAUCCCAUCCGGCUCUCCCUCUGCUCGUCGUUGGAUACGAGGAUAGAAACAUUCGAGUGUUCGACUUGACGACAUUCAGCUGUACGACGUCAAUGCUCACGCACUUGGACGCUGUCACAUCCUUGACCUUGGACCCGUCUGGCCAUGUUCUCGCCUCUGGCUCCCACGACAAUUCUGUUCGCUUCUGGGACUUACUCGGUCAGAAACAAUGCAUACAGGAAGACACAAAGCAUCGUCAAAAGGGAGACGAAGGCGUCUUGGAUAGCGUUCCAUGCGAGCCUGCCGUUCAUGGCCAGUGCAGGUGCUGA